AUGCUGUCAUAUAUGAAUGUUGCGCCGGGAGAAGUGAUACUGUCGUGGACCUUCCCGGAAUAUCUACGUCAUCUGGUUACAGGCUCGCUUCUCCUCUACACUCAUCAUAAAGAGGCUCCCAUUGAUCAGUGGAAGCGUGUCGAUAUCGACGGGACUGCAGUGAAGAGCUACCAUUUGCGACAACUGCACAUGGGCGAGACGUACUACGUCCAAAUCGCUCCAAAGCUACACGACGGCCGUUACGCUACACAGUACGCCGAGAAUCUGGAGAUGGUCGUUGAUGCCGUGGUGAUGCGCCGCGGAAACGAGCAACCGAGAGACCCGCUUGAUCUCAGCAACCCUGCACUUCCGCCUCGCCGAAGAGCACGACAUUUU
Messenger RNA from Mesorhabditis spiculigera, 375 nucleotides. NCBI's taxonomy places the organism in Eukaryota, Metazoa, Nematoda, Chromadorea, Rhabditida, Rhabditidae. The record is from the annotation of a GenBank genome assembly.